Messenger RNA from Penicillium cataractarum, 2514 nucleotides. RefSeq lists its product as uncharacterized. Lineage: Eukaryota; Fungi; Ascomycota; Eurotiomycetes; Eurotiales; Aspergillaceae. The transcript has 2 exons. The record is from RefSeq and is a predicted model, not a curated record. Bases 1 to 2514 code for a protein of 837 amino acids.
AUGGCCGAGUCGCGGGAGUCACAGCACUCGCUUCUGCCCUCGGAGGAAGACCUCGUUACUGCGAAACCCCAGCGCUCGUGGAACCCACUCGGCGGUCGCUCCUCACUCAGCAGCGAAUACGCUUAUCUGCCGCCAGCCUCCAGACAUGAAAGCUUCUCCGAGGAAGUGUUUCGGGAGGUGGGAUUAGGUAUCACUGACCCCUCCGGCGAUGCGCUCCCUACCCGAGGCAAACGCGAUUCGAUCUCCAGCGCUGGCAGCGAGAACACUCCAAUGACCCCAGGCUUCUUGAAAACGCCUCAAGGAACACCGGCCAUUUUACAUUCACAUCACUCACCAGGGAAUUGCCCCACUCGAGCGACAGUCCUCCAAAGCCGGUUCUCGUGGGUGCCAGUGACGAUAUUCGUCUUGGCAUUUUAUGCAACCGUUUUCUCGGGCAUAUAUCUCGCCAUCGCAAUUCGAAAACCGAGGUGGAAUAAUGUCAGCAGCGAUGGCUCCCUGGCCCCGUCGACGGCAAAUUUGCUCUGUGCAUUCUUUGCCAAAACUAUUGAACUGGCCUACGUUACGAUAUGCGUCGCUUUCCUCGGCCAGGUUCUGAGUCGGCGAGCACUAACGAAGGACUCGCGGGGAAUCAGCAUAUCGGACAUGAAUAUGAGAGCAUGGAUCAUGCAGCCUGGGUCAAUGAUCGUGCACUGGGAGACCCUGCGGUACUCAGCCCUCACCUUCUUGGGUGCCAUCGCAUUGGUCGCAACCUUUGUAGCGAUGCUUUACACAACGGCGGCCGAAGCUUUAGUAUCUCCAAAACUCUCGAUGGGCCCGAUAGUCGACACCACUCUCGCGGGUAAAGUUUACUCCAGCUUCGGCAAUGUGGAAUAUCUUUCGUUGAAUUGUAAAAGCCCAAUUCCACAAUCGAUGGACCCGUAUGCCCGCAACGAUACCUGUCUUCAGAUGGUUAACGUGGGUCAAGCAUACCACAAUUACGAGCAGUGGAUCAUUAAAUGGGCCGACUUCAUUGGUAGUGGGAACGACACCUCGAAUCGCCUUCAGACUCGACCAAUGCCCACCGGUUCAAUGUGGGAUAAUACCACAAUUACAGGCAGCUGGAUUGAAAUGACGAACCUGACCGAUCUGACUCAGAAGUAUGGUCGUAUGGUCAACAAUAUCACGAUGGCAAUGCCACAUGGUGGGAUACCCGCCGCGGCUAUGGAUGAGAAGAAUGAUAUCCACCAGCCUCAGGACGUUUCGGGCGAGGGCAAAUACAGCCUUGAGGCUUCAGUACCUUCGCCCGCCGUCAACGUGCUCUGUGUCGGCAUGAACAAAUCCGAGCUUUCGCCCUUGAUUUACUCCGAGUGGCCAAACGUGCACUUCAACGCAACAACAUGGAGCGCUAAUCCGCCAGAAGACAUUCCCCGAACCCCAUCCUGGCUCAACAGAACCGUCGUGGAUGAUAUAUUUGGAUUCGGUAAGAAAUAUGGCCAGCGACCUCCCAUCUUCGGCACCUACCCGGGAUCCAACAACACCAUCCUGAACACGACGGGUCUCUCGCCAGCGAACGCAAUCUACCUACUUGGAAAGCCAAGCGUUUCGCAACCAGAAUAUGUGAUGUGCGCUAUCCGCGCCAAAGAGACUGGCGUCUGCUCAACGCGCUACGUCGCAGCGUCCAGCGGAGCUUUCCUCAGCUCCAAUUGUGAAAAUAGGACGAAUCUUCUCCAAUACAGCCGAAAGCAGAAAAACUUCACCGAGGGUGUCUGGCAAGCAGACUGGAAGAAUGUUGCCGGCGAAUGGGCCCCCUCGCUCAGCUUGGGUUCGGGAAUUACCAACGCGCAAGCAAGUAACGCGCGUCUCCUCAUGCAAAUGAUGCCUACGUACGACAACGAUACCAAAACAUAUUCCCUCAAUCCAUCACUUCCCUCGGUCGGAGAAGCUCUUGCGGUGAUGGCUGGCAGCACGCUCAUUCUCUCCUCUGAAAAUGCCCCCUUCGUUCACUUCUUCAACUACACCGUUGAUAACGACAUCCUCACCGAACCGGUAUAUCAGUACUUCCCGGCCUCUUUGCAAGAAGUAGGCUACGCGUCCGGUGGUACCGAGCGCUGGCAAGGUGUCUUCUACGUGAUUCUCGUGUUUGCCUUCCUGACCUCGUUCAUUUGUCUGAUCUUCGUCAUCGUCGAAGCACGCGGUCAUCAAAUUACGGACUUCACCGAGCCGCAGAAUCUUUUUGCCAUUGCUGUGAAUAGCCCCCAGUCGUCGCAACUGCACGGUGCAUGUGGAGGUGGCCCCGUUGGUCGGCAAAUGAAGGAGAGAUGGUUUAUUGGCAUGGACGAGACAGAUGCACACUACUACAUUCGAGCAAAAAAGGAUGGACAGAGUCCGUACACGGAAGGUAGAUCUACGGGGUACCAAGGGCUCGAGCCGAUGGAGGUUGACGAUGGAAGUGGCAGUUUGAAGGCUGUUAGUCCGGCGGUGGAUGAGUUCCGUCGGGUCUCGAAACGGUCUUCAUUUUUGGCGAAACUUUAUUAA